AUGGCUUCGAAACCGGUUCUUGGAUUCAAGGAUUUUGAAAGACUUGCCAGGUCAAUUGGUACGUUCAAGGAAGACGCGAGUCAGGAUUCGUGUCGGUGUUUCAAGAGUUGGAAUACCAAUUUGUUCAAGUUCUACCUGGAAGCUGUUACAGAUUACAAUAUCACCAAAGACACUCACAGAUGUUUAUUUCUGAAAUGUCUAGAUGGAGGUAUACGUAUGCGUCUGGAGAACGCGGUACUGCCAAGGGAAAUCACAGACUUCGACGUCGAACAACUUAUUGAGAAGACUCAGAUGUUCUUCCAGCGUAAGUGCAAUGCAAUUGUAGAACGAGUGAAAUUACAUAGGCGAAUUCAACGGGAAGAAGAGGCUGUACAGGAGUACACCAAAGGAUUGAAACGAAUCGCAACAAAUUGUUCAUUCAAGGCAGGAGAAUACGAAGACAGAUUGAGAGACAUUUUUGUGACAGGGUUUAAUAAUGACUCUAUUCUACAAAAGAUGUAUGAGAAAGAAGACUUACUGACGCAACCAUUGGAUAAAGUGAUUCUCCUGGCUAAGACGUUGGAAGGAGCAAGAGAUAGUGUUAUGGCAACACGUGAGGCAACGACAGAAUCGCAAGGGAAAGUUUGUCAUCUACAAGGAAGAAAGUAUGUGAAGAGAGGCAAACCUUACAAUAAACGUCACCAGGCCGGACGAGGGUUUGUCUGUUUUCAAUGCGGAGAAGAAGGACACUACCAAUGGGAAUGUACGAAGAAGACGGCGAAGAACCAAGAAAAAUCAUUGGGAUUUAGGCGUGGCAGGGUUGCUAAACCAGGAGAUGUAAUUCAGAGAACAAAGAAGGUACAACAAGCUCGAAACUCCCAGAAGGUAGAUUUAGAAGGAAGCUCGUCUCAGGAGGAUGAAGAAUCAAGUUAUUGCAUUGACUCUGUUACAAAGAAUGUUUACUGUGCAGAAACUGUUCGUGAUACAUUAAGGAAACUUGAAGUGAAGGUACGAGUGGAUGACUGUUUCUUAACUUUUAGAGUUGAUACAGGAGUGGACGUUUCCUUGAUCGAUGAGAUAGAGUGGAAUAAAUUGGGACAGCCCGAGUUAAGUAAAGAGAAAGAGCAGCUACGAAAUGCUUCAGGUCGAAUCAUGAGAUUUAAGGGCAUGAUGACAGGUCAGGUUAGACUUUGCAACAACGUUGCACCUAUUCAAUUCUACGUGAGACAAGGAAAAGACUCAAACCUGCUGGAAAUGGAUUGGGUGAAAAUGGUUGGGAUGGCGACAGUGUGCAUUGACUAUCUUAAAGCUACGGGAAACCAUGGUGGUGUAAUGUUGACAGAAUCAAGUGAGAUUGCAGCACCAGUGGAGAAACUAUUACAGCAGUUCUCAGAAUUAUUUACAGAUGAACUGGGUUGCUGCAGUGAGAUUGUGGGCAUCUCUGUGCGACCAGAGGCGGAUAUGAAGGUUUCUCCAUUCCGGCAACCUCCUAUGCAUCUUCGGGCACAGAUCGAGAAGGAAUUGGAAAGGAACGUGAAAAACGGUGUAUUAGAACCAGUUAACAUCGCUCUAUGUGCUUUUCCAACAGUGAGCAUUGUUAAACCGAACGGUGAUAUUAGGAUAUGCGGUGAUUUUAAACCCCUCAAUCGGGUUAUGGUAGUUGAUCAAUAUCCAAUCCCUAUACCAACAGAAAUGUUUAGUUCCCUAGCUGGGGGUAAAAUGUUCUCCAAGAUUGAUCUGAAAGAUGCUUACAACCAGUUACGGGUGGACGAGGAAAGUCAAAAGUGGCUGGUGAUUAACACGCACAAAGGACUGUUCAAAUAUAGACGAUUACCGUUUGGAAUCAGUUCAGUGCCUGCCAUUUUCCAGAGAACAAUAGCCAAAGUCUUGGAUGGUGAGAGAGGAAUUUGCAUCUAUAUGGAUGAUAUUCUUAUCUCAGGAAAAGAUGAACAAGAACACUUGCAGAAUUUGUCCCAAGUAUUUCAAAAGUUACAGCAACAUGGUUUCCGUAUUAGAAGAGACAAAUGCUCGUGCUGUCAACCAUCUGUGCAAUAUUUGGGACAUAUAAUUGACAGCUCAGGAAUCAGAGUAUCAAAUGAAAGAGUUAAGGCAAUACAAUUGAUGAAAGCACCUAAAGACUAG
Messenger RNA from Corticium candelabrum, 2121 nucleotides. RefSeq lists its product as uncharacterized. Gene Ontology annotation, molecular function: zinc ion binding; nucleic acid binding. The coding region runs from base 1 to 2121 and encodes 706 amino acids. The record is from RefSeq and is a predicted model, not a curated record. The transcript has a single exon. Lineage: Eukaryota; Metazoa; Porifera; Homoscleromorpha; Homosclerophorida; Plakinidae.